AUGUCAAGCGGCGAAACCACAGGUAGUUCAGCCACCAGCACCGCCCCGGUUCACGGAGGAGCCACCUUCACCCACCAGCGCCGCCGCGCCGCGGACGCCAAUAGUACGAGCGAAAAUCCCCCGGCCGACGGCCUGAGCGAUAUGGAUUCUGCAGAGGCGGCCUUUUGUAAUGGUAACAGUAUUAUUAGUGCCGGCGGACAAAAUAAUUUGCACAACCGCCACCACCAGCACAAUCCGGCGGCGGCGCGGUGCUCGUUGAUACGUAAGAGGGUGCCGGAAAAGUGGGUGUCGUGCGCGGAAGGAUGGGUGGUGGGUGUGCGGGGAUUCUUCAAAUCGCUGACGUCGUCGAGGAUGAAUGUGGGCCGCACGAUUUUCAUGAUUCUUUUGAUGAUGGUGGUGUUUUCCGCCUAUCUGAAUUUCUUUUUCUUGAUGAGCGCCGACGGCAACCGCCACGGCGGCGGCGCGGCGGAGGUCGGAGGGAAUGUUGCCAGGACGGAGACCGAGACUACUACGAUUAUUAUUCAGAAUUUCAAGAACGAUGCUUCAUCCAAUGCUCAAAACGCAAUUCUUGACUCGGAAUCUUCUUCUGCUUCUAGCUCUCAUGUAAUGAAACGGAUGAUGAAGGAAUUUCCGGUACCGGAGAUAUGGAUGAAACCACGUAGUGACAACUACUACAAAUGUAUAACUCGGCCAAAGAAUCGAAUUAGGACACCAGGGGCUGCAACCAACGGCUAUCUUCUAGUUCAAUCCAAUGGUGGAUUGAAUCAAAUGAGAACUGGAAUAUGUGAUAUGGUUGCAGUAGCAAAGCUUAUGAACGCCACUCUCGUUCUUCCUUCCCUUGAUCAUAACAGCUUUUGGACAGAUCCUAGCGACUUUAAGGAUAUAUUCGACUGGAGGCGUUUCAUCGAAGUCCUGAAAGAAGAUAUAGAAAUCGUCGAAAAGUUGCCACGCAAUUUAUCAAGAAUAAAGGCGCCGAUCAAAGCACCCGUCUCUUGGUCUAAGGCUGGUUAUUACAGAGUGGAGAUUGGCUCGUUGCUAAAAAAACACAAGGUAGUAAAAUUUAGCCACACGGACUCACGGUUAGCGAAUAACGGCAUAUCCCCAUCUAUCCAAAAGCUGAGGUGUCGCGCAAACUAUGAAGCCCUUCUUUACGCUCCCGCAAUUGAAGAGCUCGGAAAGAAAUUGGUCGAUCGUUUGAGAGAGAAUAAUGAACCGUAUAUCGCCCUUCACUUGAGGUAA
Molecule: messenger RNA, 1239 nt
Organism: Erythranthe guttata (spotted monkey flower)
Lineage: Eukaryota; Viridiplantae; Streptophyta; Magnoliopsida; Lamiales; Phrymaceae
Source: RefSeq, a predicted model, not a curated record